CUUCAGUGUUCAGGGUGCCGCACCCGGGAAGAUACUGAAGAUCAAUGUGAUGAACAUGAACAACCAGAGGAAGCUCCUCUCGUGCGCACUUUACCUGGCAAGAACCGUUGAGAAAGGAUCCGGGACAGACCCACAUGUGAGAUUGUAGAUAACCAGUUCAUCCUCUCCUUCACUCAUCGGCUGUUGGAGGCGCGCGGCACGACCACCUACUUCUCCUUCUGCUUCCCGUUCUCUUACAGUGAGUGCCAGGAGAUGCUGCAGCAGUUUGACAAGAGCUACCCCAAUGCUGCUCAACUCAGUCCAAGCAGUGCCCCAGAGGGAGUUGCUCUGCCACUCUCUAGAUGGCAACAGGAUGGACCUGCUCACUGUGACCAACUGCAACGAGAUGCAAGAGGAGAAAGAACCCCGUCUGCCUAAACUGUUUCCUGACACCAACACUCCAAGACCCCACCUGCUUCUCCAGCAAAAGGGUGUUUUUUCUCAGCAGUCGAGUGCACCCCAUCUGUUGUGUUCAACGGUUUCCUCAACUUUAUCCUAAGAAGAGAUGACCCUCGUGCUCACGCGCUUAGAAACAUGUUUGUUCAAGCUCAUUCACAUGUUCAACCCAGACGGGGUCGUUCGUGGGCACUACAGACGCCCAUCUAAAACACUGAGUCCCACCAGAAGUUUUUCAUUCAAAAGCCUGCUCGUCCUCGGAUGGGCGGUCGCGCGCAACGAAGACAGAAAACCUGCUGUGAAGAAAGAGGGAGAGAGAGCUGCAUCAAGUUAAACAGACACACACUGAGCAGGACCGGAAGCUAGCCAGCGGACCUUCAAAGCUUUUAAUUUUUUAGAUUUUUGACGAAGCCAUUUUCAAAACAUCGCUGGCUUGACGCUCGGCCGAGAAGGGGGACAGAGCAGAAGGGGGAGGCGGACAGAGGAGGACAGGAGGAGACGAGAGGAGGGUGCUGGAAGGGGGACAUUCACUCAUUGUUACCAACUCGAGGAGCGGCGGAGACCCCGUUGCUACACGUGAAUUUUCCGCACAACACUCGGAUCGCAGGCUGAACAUUAUAUUUAUCGGUGGUCGGCAUCUAUAUUUCCUCCAAAGCAUCAUCACUGUUUCUUUGAGGCAGGAGAGGGAGGAGUGCGAGCGGUCAGUCACAGCGCAGCUUCUUAAAGGACCACAGCAUCUCCCAGGAUAUGGAGAUCUUGUGACACACUGCUGCCAAUGACCGGAAUCCCCACGGUGAUGGAUGCGGCUAGCUUCAGUCAUGGCCGUGUUGCAUUACGCUGCCCGACCCAGAAUGUUUCUCUGUGAGCUGAAGAGGAGGAAGAGACUACCAGACAGUCUUGGACACUCCUUAAGCCUUGUUAUUUCCCUUUCCUGGUGAAUGAGCGAGAUACUAGCAGCGCUCAACUCUUCUUUCUAACCAGCCGUCCCCCCGGGUCUAUCUUUUCUCCUGCUAUACGGACCAGUCAUGGAUCUCCUGUGGGUGCUGUCGCUGUCCAUGUUGACGGUGUGCGUUGCCAUCCCCAUGGAUGCGGCGGAGGAGAGCCAUAGUCUGUUCACCUGUGAGCCCAUAACUCUGCGCAUGUGCCAAGGGCUGCCUUAUAACGCCACUUACAUGCCCAACAUACUGAAUCAUUACGACCAGCAAACUGCCGCCCUCGCCAUGGAGGUACAGUACACCGUUAACAUGAAAGAUGUAAAAAUCUAUGUGUUUUUAAAGCUCCAGUUUGUGUGUUUCUCGACCUCUCAACUGUACUCGCUCAGUGAUGGAUCUAUUUAUCUUUCAGCGUCGUCUCAACCACACACACUUCGAUACAUCCCAAACAAUAACUUUGUGUGUGUGUGUGUGUGUGUGUGUGUGUGUGUGCUGCAGGUGGAGCGUACCAGUCGUCCUGACCUCGCCUUGUUUCUGAUUAAGUACGUGAUGAUGCUGAUCGUAGGAAUCCCCUCUGUGUUCUGGGUGGGCAGUAAGAAGACCUGCUUUGAGUGGGCCAGCUUCUUCCACGGCAAGAGACGCAAAGACAGGAUGGUGAACGAUAGCCGCCAGGUGCUGCAGGAGCCCGACUUCGCCCAGCUGCUGCUCAGGGACCCCAACACGCCCAUUGUGAGGAAGUCACGGGGCACGUCCACCCAGGGGACUUCCACCCACGCCUCCUCCACCCACCUGGCCAUGUUGGACGAACCUCCCAGCGGCAGCACCAGCCGGGCCGGCUCGGUCCGCAGCGCACGCUCCAAGAUGAGCAGCUACCACGGCAGCCUGCACCGCUCCAGAGACGGCAGAUAUACAGCCUCCAGUUUCCGGGCCAUAGACGACCGACUGCCCUACGGCAGCAUGUCUCGCCUCAACGAUCAAGACAGGUCCAGACACUGCAGCACCAACCGCCUGGACAGCCCAUCACGGCAAGGCUCCACCCAGCGGCUGGAGAGCCAGUCGCGGCACAGCAGCGUCAGGGACCUCACCAGCACCACCCAAGCUGUUUUCGGUGUCCCUGGAAACGGGAUUCGCAGAGUCCUGGAGGAAGACGGAGGGACAGCCUGAACACGACCUCGGAUAGAACACGUGACUGUAGGAGAGAUGAAUUAUCUUUCUCUUUCUAGAAAGUAAGAAUGUGCGAGGAUCCACAGUAAGCCUGACAGUGCAGAGCAGCAACCACUGCUGUGGAACUGGGAGCUUUAGAGCUGAAGCAGUUUACUGAUGAAGACGUCAGCUAGACGAAGGCUACAUCCAGCCAAAGAGGGCCGAGUGUGGAUUGAUGCCUUAAAAAAUGUCCGCUCAGCUUCUUUCCACCCACUAGCUGAUCCCAAAAACUGAACUUCAAGAUGAUCUUUGUCCAGUUUACAAACCACGAUGGAUUUGUGGUGCUGAUGUUGAUCUGUGAAACACUGGAGAACACUGACAGACUGCACUACUGGAUUGUUUUUUACUUUUACUGUACAUGUUUGUAUAAAGGACUGAACGAUAGACGCCUUCUCUUCUAGUCGGUGCUUCUUAGCACAUGGGAGGUGGCAGCAGGGUGUUUUUUUACCAGCUACAUUUGAAAAACUGUGCACCUCUUCCGUCACUGACGUCAUUAUUUUUCAGUACCAAAUACAAUUCAGGUAACGUAACCUGCUAAAAACCUUAUUUAUAAAGGCAAUUUAUUCACACCCCAUUUGAAACCCCACAUGAAUUGUAACAACUUCUGGCAAACUCUAAAUAUGUAUAUGACUUUCCAAAAGCCUUGUCUCAUUUUAAACUGCUUUUCUUUUUAAUAUUGAGGUACUUCAUUGCUUUGGUGUAAUGGUGUAUGUAAUGAUAAGAACGAUUUGUCAGAAUGUAAGGGCUGAACUACAGGAAAAAAAAAAAGCUGAAUCCAAACUCCUGCCUUACAGUUUGAAUAGAUGAUAGUGUGCCCUUAAAUUAGAGUCAAAUUUCGAGUUAGUCUGUCCGGUUUAAAAAUGUGUCCUUACCUGUAUAGCUGCUGUAAAAUGUUAGAGCAACAUUUCUGUAAAAAUGUGAACUUUUGCUGUUCAUUUGUAAUAAAGUUGUUUUUUAAAUAAC
Cottoperca gobio is the source of this 3533-nucleotide messenger RNA. RefSeq names its product frizzled class receptor 3a (gene fzd3a). The transcript is spliced from 10 exons. NCBI's taxonomy places the organism in Eukaryota, Metazoa, Chordata, Actinopteri, Perciformes, Bovichtidae. Gene Ontology annotation, cellular component: plasma membrane. The coding region runs from base 1461 to 2531 and encodes 356 amino acids. The record is from RefSeq and is a predicted model, not a curated record. Gene Ontology annotation, biological process: canonical Wnt signaling pathway; non-canonical Wnt signaling pathway. Gene Ontology annotation, molecular function: Wnt-protein binding; Wnt receptor activity.